CUUGCUUAUAUUCCCAGUGUCGCGCCGCGUUAUUUUUAUUUUUUAUACGCCUAAUUAAUUAGAUACUAGAUAAGGAUAUACUAACUAACCCAAUGUCCCUCUGUAUUUCCCAUGUACCUAACAAUAUUAGGUACUCAAAUAAUUUUGUAACUCCAGUUUAGAGACAGUUCCACGUGAUAGCGUUAUUCGUUUGCAAGUCACUGUCAUAGGCCUACCUAAGUGUAAUCGUUCACUUUGCCAAGGAAGACGGCUGUGCUAGUGCUCCGAUCUAUCUAUGUCCAUUCACACCAUUACAAUAGAGCCGCAAUCCUCGUAACUCAUCCUGUAAGAUGGCUGACGCAGCCAAGGCUGAAGACUUGAUGUCUUCAUCAGAACGCAACGGCAUCAAAAUGCUCAUUUCAGUUAACCGCGUAAUUUAUUAUUUCGGUAAACUGAGCUCGAUGGUGAUGCAGUUCGUGGUCAACAAAGAAUGUUCUGACAAAGAAAGCGAAGAGACGUACAAACAGUACAUGGAACGCAAGCAAGGACGUCCUUUCGGUGAUGAAGAAUGGAUCAACUUAUUUCCGAAGCCGAACUAUGUAGACUUUCUAGAAACGGAGCAGAAUGCAGAAGAUUUAGACUCCACAGAUCUUUUCGUUCUGCUGGAGCAUAUUUUUCGAAAUGAUGCCAGGAGGAAUGACUCCGAACUUUUCAACAAGUUGCAAGUCGUCGAGAACAUGCGACAUGAAAUCAUGUACUAUUGGGCGCCUUCUACGAUCCACCAGAAAUUGGAUGAGCUGUCAACCGCGUUGCUAGAGCUGGUACGAGAAGCUGGCAGAUUUUAUAGUCUCCCAUUGACCGAGGUUGAAAUGAAGGAAAAUGAGCUCAAAGAUGGGAUUGAGGAAAUCAUUGGUCCUUUUGGCAAAGAGAGCCUGUCAUUUAAUGAUACCUAUUCUAUUGAGAGCCAUGUCAAGCCCUUCACUUCAUUUGUUGAACAACUCGAAUUUCUGAGUAAGAAAGGAAAUAGUGUGAGAGGAGCCUUCUCAUUGCUGAAUCAAGAGGUUACAAGUGUUUUCGUUGAUUCCACAACCAUGAUGCUUUUCUGCGAAAUCAUGAAUGACUCUCCUGAGGCCAUCUCCUCAUGGGACACACCCGGGGAAGUGGCGCUUAACAUUCUCGAAAUGUUCAGGAAACGCAUCAUAUCAUCUCGUCAGGAUUACUCCGGAGAUAAAAAAUUCGUUAAAAAAUUCGUUGAUGAUCUAUUUGAAUUUAUCGGUACUGCCGCCUUAAAAUCACUCCGCGACAGUGUCCUCACUUUCUCCGAAAGCAGAGGAGUUCUGCAUAUUAAAGAAGAUUGGCACCUUGAAGACCUCCUUGCUGGGUUGAUAAAACUGAAGAUACCCCUAUCUAAGGAAAACCAUUUCAGUGUUACUUUCCAUAACAAGACAUUGCAGGAGAUGAUCGCUGCCGACUACGUCUUCCAUCGCAUCCUAACCUCUGUUGACCCUCUCAGCGUUAUCCUAGGAGCCACGCCACAAGUAUUAACUCGGGUUGACGACCGCGAUCCGUGUUCCUCCAAUAUGCUGGAGGCGACUGAGCCGUCCAAGGAACUCCUGCAGUCGCCACCUAACUUGAAACCUUUUAGGAUGGUGCUGCUGUACGUGGAGCAGAUGCUGAUGAGACACAGCUCCUUCCACCUCGAUCGUACAUGGGAUGAGCUGGAGGAGGCGCUGAAACUAGCUGGCGCCAUUUAGGCUGAUUCAGCCAACCUUAGCGUUUUCUGCAUAACCUGUUCUUUUAUCAUGUGCUCACUUCAAAAUAAAGUUGUUCAUCAAUAGCUAAUAAUCGUUGUA
Molecule: messenger RNA, 1832 nt
Organism: Hyalella azteca
Lineage: Eukaryota; Metazoa; Arthropoda; Malacostraca; Amphipoda; Hyalellidae
Exons: 4
Coding region: 330-1733 (467 amino acids)
Source: RefSeq, a predicted model, not a curated record